UGCCCUCUCAAGGCUUCCGUAGGAUUCCUUCACUGUCCGUGUGUUUGCGGUGACAGACCAGAAUCACCGCGCACCAAACUAUGGAGGAGAUCAACAACAUUGAAGUCGUUCCUUGCACAGACUCCGACUACCUGAAGCCUUUCAGGGUCCACUACAACCAAAAUGGCACAAAAAAGUCUUGGGACUUCAUGCAAACCCACGACAGUGUAUCCGUGCUGAUAUUCAACACCAGCUCCCACUGUUUUGUUCUCGUCAAGCAGUUCCGUCCAGCUGUAUACAUGUGUGAGUGGGAACGGAGCAAGACGCAAGCAUCUCAAGCCACUGAAAAGACAGAGGAGGGGGCCACCGAAGCCUCAGACUCGGAGAGUCGGGAAGGCCAGGCGGACACAGAGGUGGGGGGCUCGUCCGCGUGGCCUCCGGUGGCCACGGGCAUCACGUACGAGUUGUGCGCCGGGCUGGUGGACAAACCCAACCUCUCCUUGGAAGAGAUCGCCAGACAGGAAGUGCUGGAGGAAUGUGGCUAUGAUGUGCCCGCUUCGAAACUCAAGCGGAUUACUUCUUACAGGUCCGGCGUGGGCGUGACGGGUUCCAAGCAGACCAUGUUUUAUGCCGAGGUAUCCGACGACAAUUGCGUGAGUGCAGGCGGAGGUGAUCCGCGGGAGGGCGAGUUCAUUGAGGUAGUCAAAGUACCCUUGCACGAAGCCAUGACCUUUGCCUACAAUGAGCGCAUUCCCAAAACCAUGGGCGUCAUAUUUAGCUUCAUAUGGUUCCAUAACAAUAUGUCUCCUAAGUACAAGAUCUCCACCAAUGUGUAACUACUAUUAACUUUUAUGUCCAACACUGGCCCAGCGCAGCUACUCACAUCCUCAUGCCAUCACCUCUAUUAUUAUUAUUAUGAUUAUUUAAAAUUAUUUGGGAGACUGGUUGACAUAUGCCAACGUGCAUUUUUUUUUUUGCCCUUUUUUUUAUGUUUUACGUACUUUCUUCAAAGCAAACUGCCUCAAUAGGCUCUCUUGCACUUUUUUCAUGUUGUUAUCGAUGACUUUUUCAAUAUAUGGCACCGUUCAUCCAAAAUGGCUGCAUAUCACUGUUUUUAUAUGCCGGCCCGAGAGUAAAUGAAUGAUCAGCUGCUUUCUUGAGGCAUCCUAGCCUGCAUUUACAGAGCCAUAAUUCGUUUUGUCAAUUUCCUUUUUAUGCUGUCAAGUCAUCUCUUCAGAGCAGAGUCUCUUCUGACCAACCUUGUGCACCCGGUUGGUUUCAAAACGUGCCCUUGAAAACCUUUAUUACUCAAAUUGUGGUCCAAAACAUUCAUUGCAAAAAAAAAAAAAUGUGAUCGCCAUGGUAAUUGUACUGUGUUGUUAGCAAAGCCUCAAAUCAUUUCCUAGUGUCUAACAACUAAGAAAUCACGCCAAAACAAAAAACAAUCAACCCAGAGGACAUUUGUAUUUGUAAAGUGAAAAAUGAAUUUUGCUGCAUUUACACAUGGAUACUAUCUGCUAAAAAGCUCAGGUCCAAUGAUUAAAUUGCUUAUUCCUAUUCAGGGAGAAUCUCUGUGAUGAUGACCAGCAUUUAACAAACUUAUUUGCAGCAAAAUUUUCAAUCUUCUCAAUAUCUGUGAAAAAGGGCUUGGUACCACAUUGUCUUGUUCUGCAUGCAAGGGGGGGGGAGGGCAAGGAAUUUCUUACUAGACAUUGUAGACGUUUGGUGGUACAGAUUCAAAUGACCUCAAAAACAUUCUGAUAAUCAGAUCAUAAAGGUUUGACUGCCGACUGAUCGGAGUGACUGCAAGAUGACAUUUCUGGGUUAAGUUUGGAAAUGCUAUAUGCUGUACUUAUGUAAAAGUGAAAAUUAUUCGUUGUUUUGGGAAAGUGUAAAAAAAAAAAAAAAAACUGUGACUGAUCCCCUGAUGACAAUCGACGUUUAAGCUAUAAGGUAAUUUACGAUAUUAAAAUCAUCCAAAAUGUAUUCCAAGUAUAAGCAAUAGUGUUUUUUCAGGUGUCCUGGUGCACUGUUGGUCGAAAUGCAUUGUUCGAACCUGCACCAACCAUACCGAUAUUUUCCAAAGGCGCUUCCGAGCCAUACCUUGACACAGGGUUGAACGUUCAGCUUUAGUUUGAUGACUACUGAGGCACUCAAGCAAUCAAAUUGUGCAAAACAAAGUGUACUAGCGUGCUAAAAAAACAGUUGCAUUACAAAUAUAUAAUGAGAAGAUCAUUAGCUGAACAUUUAGCGGUGGGGUGGGGGGGGGGUGCUGAUCAGGUUGACUUGACAUAUUAAAUUGGUUUUCCUUCUGAUUUGCUAUUAAAUGUAAUCUGAAGCGUUCUAUUAAAGAGCAGUCUGUUUAUGUGCCUGUAAAAUAUAGUUUUGUUCUGCCUUUACAAAGAUGUCCACCCCCUCCUUCCACAAAUCUAUAUGAUCCCGUUUAUCCGUAUUCAUCCCGGCGGACAUUUGCAUCGUGCAAUUGUGUGUUCGACAAGCCAUUUUUCACCGUAUAAAGUGACCCCCCCCCCCCCCCUCUCUUCUAAAAGCCAUACGCUCCCUCUCUUAAAGCUAACACAAUAAUUGAGGUAGAUACUUGUGUCAUCCAUUGUUGCAUAAGGUGAAAAGGACCACGAGCUCAACGCUAAGGGCAAUUCUACCUCCAUCACUCGGGCAUGAAACAUAACUAUUUUGUGCCUGUUUGCUGUCUACAAAGCGCUGACAUAUCCAAAUUUCAGCAUCACAUGAGAAAUUUCCAAAACAUUCAAUAACACCAGAUUUCCGUGUUUAGUGUCCCCCCCAUGAUUAUGCUGUAGUUGUUUCUUUAACUGAUUUAUUUCAAUCUGUUUCCAAGUCGCUUCAGUAUUUUUUUAUUUUAUUAAUUUUUUUAAAUGAGGUGCUAUGUUUGUAAAGUGAGACCGGCGGCGUCCGGUUGAAUUAGGAGUCGAGACGUAGGUGUUGCAGUUCAUUCAAAAACUCUGAGCCGCAACUAUUAAUUAAUUUGUCUAAUUACACAGCACAGCUAUAUUUUUUUUUCAGUUUUUUUAGCAAACUUGUAGCUGGAUUUACACAUACAACAAAGUGGUAGUCUGCUAUAAAACUUUUCCUUGUGCAAGCUCAUGUUAUCAGAAAUACAAAAUAUUUUUUUUAAAUCACAAGGUCAAUCAUAAAAUGAAUUUUUGUGUAUUUCUUUUCUGGUGUUGCAGACUAAGCUUUUUUUUUUUUUUAAAGAAGUAUUUUCUCAAACACAUGCAUACAUGUUUCACACUUGAUUAAGAGUGUUUGAUCUUUGUGGAUGUUGUUUUUCUGUAAUGUUACAAAUCUGUUCAAUUUAAUUACCUAAAUGUUAAUAUAUUAUACUUUUAGAACAUGAUUCUUGGUACCAACAAAUCGUGUACCAGUAUACUGUAUUUAAGUAUGAUAUCUUGCAUGUGCACUUACUGUGAUGGAAUAAACUACAUUAAGUUUAAAUAAAAUGGGUUGGAUACCCCAAAAUAA
This is a messenger RNA of Syngnathus typhle (broad-nosed pipefish), 3477 nucleotides long. RefSeq names its product nudix (nucleoside diphosphate linked moiety X)-type motif 14 (gene nudt14). The transcript is spliced from 5 exons. The record is from RefSeq and is a predicted model, not a curated record. NCBI's taxonomy places the organism in Eukaryota, Metazoa, Chordata, Actinopteri, Syngnathiformes, Syngnathidae. Gene Ontology annotation, molecular function: metal ion binding; UDP-sugar diphosphatase activity. The coding region runs from base 81 to 815 and encodes 244 amino acids. Gene Ontology annotation, biological process: nucleoside phosphate metabolic process; ribose phosphate metabolic process.